Gossypium raimondii (Peruvian cotton) is the source of this 2525-nucleotide messenger RNA. RefSeq names its product oligopeptide transporter 6. Lineage: Eukaryota; Viridiplantae; Streptophyta; Magnoliopsida; Malvales; Malvaceae. The coding region runs from base 219 to 2411 and encodes 730 amino acids. Gene Ontology annotation, molecular function: oligopeptide transmembrane transporter activity. The transcript is spliced from 6 exons. The record is from RefSeq and is a predicted model, not a curated record. Gene Ontology annotation, biological process: transmembrane transport.
UUGUGAAAUAAAACCCACACCAAAAAUGUUUAUUAAACAUACCCUACCCAACUGUAUCACUGUUCCCAUUUUUCUUUAACAAUCUCCCCUUUCUUUUAUUGCUUUCACAUUACGUCUGUGUGUACAUGUUUUUGCCCCUAAGAAUCUUUUGAAUAUUCUUAAAGAUUGCCAUCAGUUUUUUCUGGUGAAAAAGUGAAGAAAAGGGGGAAAUAUCUGAAAUGGAAGCCAUGGAGUUACAGCACAAGGUCGAAGAAGAAGAAGAAUGCCCUGUUAAACAAGUUGAAAUAACAGUGCCCAAAACUGAUGAUCCCACUUUGCCUGCAGUGACAUUUAGGAUGUGGGUUUUGGGUCUUAGUUCAUGUAUUGUUCUUUCAUUUGUUAACCAGUUCUUUUGGUAUAGAAAGAUGCCAUUGACUAUUUCCUCCAUUUCAGCCAUGAUUGCCGUCGUGCCACUCGGCCAUCUCAUGGCCAAAACGUUGCCGCAUCGUGUGUUCUUCGAGAAUACUAGAUUGGAGUUUUCAAUGAACCCUGGUCCAUUCAAUAUGAAGGAGCAUGUUUUGAUUACUAUUUUUGCAAAUUCUGGUGCUGGAUCUGUUUAUGCUACUCAUAUUUUGAGUGCUGUUAAGCUUUAUUAUAAGAGGAAGCUCACAUUUCUACCCGCUUUACUUGUUAUGAUCACAACCCAGGUUUUGGGGUUUGGUUGGGCUGGGAUUUUCAGGAAAUAUCUGGUUGAACCCGGGGAAAUGUGGUGGCCAUCUAAUUUGGUCAUGGUUUCCUUGUUCAGGGCUUUGCACGAAAAAGAAGAAAGGCCGAAAGGCGGGACUACUCUGAACCAAUUCUUUCUGCUAGUCUUGAUUUGCAGCUUUGCAUACUAUGUCCUCCCUGGUUAUCUUUUCACUACAUUGACAUCUUUCUCCUGGGUUUGUUGGUUGGCUCCCAAGUCAGUUUUAGUCCAACAACUCGGCUCGGGCUUGAAUGGCCUUGGAAUCGGUUCUUUCGGCAUAGAUUGGGCUACAAUUUCCUCAUACCUAGGGAGUCCUCUCGCUAGUCCCUGGUUUGCUACUGCCAAUAUUGCUGUCGGUUUCUUCCUUGUGAUGUACGUCAUGACGCCACUCACAUACUGGUUUGAUGUCUACAAAGCCAAAACCUUCCCUAUUUAUUCUAGUGAACUUUUCAAGUCGACCGGAGAAUCGUAUGACAUAUUGAGCAUCGUUAAUCCAUCCUUUCACCUAGACAAGGAGGUUUACGGACAAAAUGGUCGAGUGCAUCUCAGUACUUUCUUUGCUAUGACUUACGGUCUCGGUUUUGCUACCCUAACUGCAACACUUUUCCAUGUCCUGCUAUUUGAUGGAAGAGAGCUAUGGCAACAAACCAAAAGCGCUUUCGGAGGUAAUAAGAAGAUCGAUAUUCACACAAGGCUUAUGAAGAAGUACAAAUCCGUCCCAACGUGGUGGUUUGCCAUGAUCCUUGUGUUGAAUCUCGCCCUUAUACUAUUCACUUGUGAGUACUAUAAUGAGUCACUUCAAUUGCCUUGGUGGGGUGUAUUAUUAGCUUGUGCCAUUGCUUUAUUCUUCACCCUUCCUAUUGGUAUCAUUGCUGCUACCACAAAUCAGGCUCCAGGUUUGAACAUUAUUACCGAAUAUGUGAUCGGAUAUAUGUAUCCGGAGCACCCUGUUGCUAAUAUGUGCUUCAAGGUGUAUGGAUAUAUAAGCAUGGUUCAAGCUCUAACCUUCGUUUCAGACUUCAAACUUGGCCAUUACAUGAAGAUUCCACCUCGAUCGAUGUUCACAGCACAGAUGGUUGGAACACUUGUUGCAGUCUUUGUAUACACCAUAACAGCAUGGUGGCUAAUGGAAGAGAUUCCCAAUCUUUGUGAUACUUCCUUGUUACCACAUGACAGUCCAUGGACUUGUCCAAUGGACCGCGUGUUUUUUGACGCAUCUGUUAUAUGGGGACUUGUCGGACCUCGUAGAAUAUUUGGAACAGAAGGUGAGUACGGGAAUGUCAAUUGGUUCUUUCUCGGUGGAGCUCUAGCUCCUUUCCUAGUAUGGCUGGCACACAAAGCAUUCCCAGAUAAAGAAUGGAUUCGCCUCAUCCACAUGCCGGUUCUCUUAGGCGCAACAUCUAUGAUGCCUCCGGCUAGUGCAGUAAACUUCACGAGUUGGCUUCUAGUUGGCUUCCUUUCCGGAUUUGUUGUUUUCAAAUACAGACCGGAAUGGUGGAAACGUUACAAUUACGUCCUCUCAGGCGGUCUUGAUGCUGGAACCGCUUUUAUGACAGUCUUAUUGUUUCUUACACUGCAGUCAAAGGAAAUCGGCGUCAGCUGGUGGGGAAAUAAUGGAGAAGGGUGUCCUCUUGCUGUUUGUCCAACUGCUAAAGGUGUUAUUGCUGAUGGUUGCCCUGUUACUUAAUAUUUGUGUUACUAUUGAAUCCCUACAACUGUUUAUCAAUUUCUUAGUUUUCCACAUUUAUUACCCCAUGUUUAAAUACUUGUUUAUAAUAUAAACUUUGCUCUUUAUGUUAAA